Messenger RNA from Colletotrichum gloeosporioides, 504 nucleotides. RefSeq lists its product as uncharacterized. The transcript is spliced from 3 exons. Lineage: Eukaryota; Fungi; Ascomycota; Sordariomycetes; Glomerellales; Glomerellaceae. The record is from RefSeq and is a predicted model, not a curated record. Bases 1 to 504 code for a protein of 167 amino acids.
AUGAAGUUCUCUAUGAACGCCAAGCUUUCCGUUGCCAUCAUCGGCCACUUUGCCACGCGUGGCGCUGCUCAGCAGCGUGUGAAGCUGACUGAUGGCACCGAGAUGCCUCAGCCCGUCUUGACCACCAUUCUUGGCGAUGCCAUCCACAAGCCCAUCCCGACCAACGGAUCUGGCUUCACCGUUGUUGGCACCGAGAUGUGUCGUGCCAUUACCACCACCACUUGCGAGUGGAUCGAGGUCACCUCGACCAUGACCUCUGAGGUCAUGACCACUCCCAUGGUUACCACCUCUGAGGCCACCACUUCUCAGGUCCAGACCUCGGUGAUCACUGAGGAGACCACCAGCGUGGCCACCCCCACCACCGGUAGCACUUCUGGUGCUUCUUCCAGCGUCAUGACCCCCAGUGUCUCUGCCUCUGGCACCAUCACCCCUAUCCCUUCUUCGGGUGCUGACAAGACCGGCGCUGGCCUCGUCGCCGGCCUGGCUCUGCUUCUUGUCAUCUAA